This is a messenger RNA of Maudiozyma saulgeensis, 453 nucleotides long. NCBI's taxonomy places the organism in Eukaryota, Fungi, Ascomycota, Saccharomycetes, Saccharomycetales, Saccharomycetaceae. The record is from the annotation of a GenBank genome assembly.
AUGCAAUUUUCUACUAUUCUAUCCACUCUAGCUUUAUCUGUCGCUACUGUCCUUGCUGAAGAGACUAACACUACUUCAAUUCCAGCCGAAGCCAUCAUCGGUUACAUGGCUUUAGGCUCCGAUAAAGAUGUUGGUAUCAUUCCAUUUGGUAACGCUACUUCCAAUGGUUUGAUGUUCAUUAAUACUACAAUUGCUAAGGAAGCUGCUUUAUCUAAGGAUUCUGAUUUAGCUAAGAGAGAAGCCGUUGCUGACGCUGACGCUUGGCAUUGGUUAGAACUGGAUUGGGGUCAACCUCUAUACAAGAGAGAUGCCAAUGCAGUUGCUGAUGCUGAUGCUUGGCAUUGGUUGGAACUUGACUGGGGUCAACCAUUAUAUAAGAGAGAAGCCGAGGCUGAAGCUGAUGCUUCUGCUUGGCAUUGGUUGGAAUUAGACUGGGGUCAACCAUUAUACUAA